Molecule: messenger RNA, 4267 nt
Organism: Perca fluviatilis (European perch)
Lineage: Eukaryota; Metazoa; Chordata; Actinopteri; Perciformes; Percidae
Gene: gnsb
Product: glucosamine (N-acetyl)-6-sulfatase (Sanfilippo disease IIID), b
Exons: 13
Coding region: 153-1736 (527 amino acids)
Biological process (GO): glycosaminoglycan metabolic process
Molecular function (GO): glycosaminoglycan binding; N-acetylglucosamine-6-sulfatase activity
Source: RefSeq, a predicted model, not a curated record
CUCCACUUCCUCAAACUUCUGUGUCACACUGUCCAGCCACUCAUUUCACACAUCUAACCCCCCGAGCAGGAAACGAAACCAGUCAGACAAUCAGUCGUGCACCGGUGUGUGUGCGUGUGUUGCAGCAGGAGGCCCGGUGGAGCCGUGGACUCAUGGCAGGUUUGAGGAGCGGAUCUGGAGCGACUACUAGAGCCCGACAGAGAGGUCACCGUGCAGCCGGGACGCUGCCCACGCUGCUGCCGCUGCUGCUGCUCACCUGCUGCGUCAGGUGUUCCGCCGCCGCCGCCGCCGCCGCCGCCGCCAAACCGAGCAACAUCAUCCUCAUCCUCGCCGACGACCAGGAUGUUCUUCUGGGGGGGAUGACCCCCAUGAAGAAAACUAAAGCCUUAAUAGGAGACGCAGGAGCAACAUUUGUUAACGCUUUUACAGUCACGCCGCUGUGCUGCCCCAGCAGGAGCAGCAUUUUGACGGGUCAGUACCCCCACAACCACGAGGUGAGGAACAACUCGCUGUCGGGGAACUGCUCCAGCCUUCAGUGGCAGAAAGGCCCCGAGUCCACCGCCUUCCCGCGCUACCUCUACAAACAGAAGUACCAGACCUUCUUCGCUGGCAAAUAUCUCAACCAGUACGGGAAGAAAGACGGAGACGUCGGCUAUGUUCCACCUGGCUGGGACCAGUGGCAUGCACUGGUGGGGAACUCGCAGUACUACAACUACACGCUCUCCGUCAACGGCAAAGAAGAAAAGCACGGAGACAGUUAUGAGAAGGACUACUUCACAGACCUCAUAACGAACCGGUCCCUCCGCUUCCUGGAUGACAGGAGCCCCCAGCAUCCGUUCUUCCUGAUGCUGUCCCCUCCAGCUCCUCACUCGCCCUGGACGGCCGCCCCGCAGUACCAGAAAGAGUUUGCCGACGUCAAAGCCCCUCGAGACGGCAGCUUUGACAAAUUGGGCAAGGACAAACACUGGCUGCUGCGUCAACCGGUCAACCCGAUGCCAGACAGCUCCCUCACCUUCCUGGAUAGUGCGUACAGGAAAAGGUGGCAGACUCUGUUAUCUGUGGACGACAUGGUGGAGCUGCUGGUCAAGAAACUAGAAAGCAUCAAGGAGCUGGACAACACGUACAUCUUCUACACCUCCGACAACGGCUACCACACAGGUCAGUUCUCUCUGCCCAUUGAUAAGCGGCAGUUGUAUGAAUUUGACAUCCGGGUCCCGCUCAUGGUCCGCGGGCCGGGCAUCAAACCGAACCAGACACUGCAGGCUCCGGUGUUGAACAUCGACCUGGCUCCGACCCUCCUGGACAUAUCUGGCGUCAACCUGUCUUCUGUGAACGUGGACGGGCAGUCCUUCCUCUCUCAGAUGGCUCCGUCGCUGCGUAACGGCACCGUACGCCCCGUCUUCCUUGUUGAAUACACCGGAGAGGGACAUCCAACGACAGAUCCCGCGUGUCCCAAACUGGGUCCUGGACUCUCGCAAUGUUUCCCAGACUGCGUGUGUGAAGACGCCUUCAACAACACGUACGCCUGCGUCAGGACCCUCAACAAAGACCACGACCUACAAUACUGCGAGUUUGCGGACACCGAGUCGUUUGUGGAGGUGUACAACCUGGUGUCGGACCCCCACCAGCUGGAGAACGUCUGGAAGAAGAUGGACCCGACGUUCCUGCAGGCGAUGAACCAGCAGCUCAUAAAGCUGCAGUCCUGUCAGGGCGACAGCUGCCGCGACAUCAAGUAAAGAAGAGGCGCCGCGCUGCAGGAAGCCGCCAAACACGCACUCUGUGGAAGACGGGGUCGGUUUAUCUGACCCGUUUACCACAAGUAUGAUCGUUGGCGCGGCCGUUUUCAUAAACAUGUUUUUUUUACAUUUUGACUCGUCUCGGGAAGGAAAAGCACAGGUGUAAACAAUCGCAUGAGUGAUGAUGGCUGGAUUCUAUUCAGCUGCUUCAGUUUCAGGGUCCUGGCGUUGUGCAUGCUGGCUCACUGUCACACUGCCAUGGUUUACACUGGGACACUUGAAUAGAACGGAGCCAUUGUGAAAGGAUGCUUUAGCAUUCUGGGAAAAUACGCUUAUUCGCUUUCCUGCUGUGAGUCCUUGCAUACACACAGUCCGACAUUUUCACACGGCAAAAACAAAUUCAAAGAAUGGCAAGAGACUUAGUUUAUUUUUUUUUAACCCUUGUGUUGUCCUCGGGUCCAAUUUGACCCGUUUUCCAAGUUUUCUUUAUAUCAGAAAUAUGGGUUUCUUUCAUCCAAAUUGCCCAAAAUAUAACUUAAUACAGUAUGUGCGUUGUAUGGAAGCCAUACAACGUUCUUUGCAGGUAAAAUGAAUAAUUAAUUCCAUUGAAUUUUGGUUGUUUCAUUCAGUUUUAUAGCAUUUUAAAACAGUAUCCAGACUAAACUUUAACAUAUUCCAGUCUCUGAUUGUCCACUCAACAUCCUCUGACUUUAACUAUUAGUCUAAAUAAUUCAUAAUCUCUGCUUUUUUUUUACAAAACAAUUAGGUAUAAUGUAAUUUUAAAUUAGUUUGUUGACCAUGAAUGAAAAAAAGUGAUAGAAAUAUAAAAAAACAGUGUCAAAAGCAUACUAAAACAUUGGUAGAAGCACAAAAUAAAAAUCAUUUUCAAUUUAGACCCAACAGGAGGGAUCAAUACGACAUCACGUUGUGUCAACGAUGCUGCCUCCAAAACUUUUGUACCUUAUAUUUACAUUAUUAAAUCGGAUCAGGUUAAAUUUUCUGCUUUUUUUUCUCAUCUGUAGGAAGCAUUUUUUAAGGUGUUGUGACAUUUUUAGAGAUCCUUCAGGCUCAAUCUGUUCGUGGAAAUUGUUCUUCUUUUUUAAUAUAUGUCUUCAGUAUCGCUAGUAAAACAUCUGCUUGGAUGGAGCCAAUAUUUCCUCCUUUCUUUUUCUCUUUUCAAAAAGAGAGAGAGAACAACUAAAUCAUCCUCACUGCUUGAAGACAUUUUAACUCUAGCUUGUAUUUUUUUUUAGAAAGCACCUUUCAUACAAGCAUGCAGCUUAAAGUAAUACACAGAACAUCAUGACAAAAUUUAAACAGAUGAGGGAAAAAAAGUAAGACUUAAAACUACAACUAUAAGACAAUAACAUGUAGAUGGAAUAAAAUAAACACCAGGCUUAAAAAACACUUAUAAAAUAAUAUGAUAACAUUACUCCAAAUUAAAAGCCAGAUGUUGUAUUUUUUAUUGACCUUUUUUGCGACUGAUUAAUUAACACGCAUCGGACUAAGUGUGCAAGGUUUCUGUUCCCAGUGAAAACUGUGCAUACAGAAAAAUGUAGGGACCUUUUUUUAGAGAUGUCGGAGCUAAAUAUGAAAAGUACAGCCAGCAGCUGGUUAGCUUUAGCUUAGCUUAGCUUAGCAUAAAGACUGGGAACAGCUAGCCUGGCUCUGUGCAGCAGUAACAAAACACGUCCAUCACUGAUUAACAUGUUAUAUCUUCAAUUCGUAACAAACACGGAAGUGUACACAGGUUUUGUCCCGGACUAUUUCUUGGUGUGUAAAGAAGAACUAAUCCUCUUAGUAAUAUAAAUAGUAGUUGUACUUUUAUACGUCUUUGUGCAGAACGUCCACCAGGAAGCAAAUAAGCGUAAUGUCAAACUUUUCCUUUAAUGUUCUCACUAACACCCGUGCUUUUCUUACGACGACGAGUCAAAAUGUCCGCUGUGAAAAAAGGUCCGUUUUUCUAACUGAGCUGUGCUCGUUUCUCUCUCAUUAUAUCCAGAUAAACUUCUCGUCCAGUUUAUUUUGUGCAGAUGUCUCGCUCUGCAUGUAAACUGCACUAUAAACUUACGAUACACGACCAAAGUUUUGCACGUACGCUGUAGCUGUCACUGAUCUAAUCAUCGUUAAAGGAAGAGUUCCACAUUUUAGGAACUGCACUUUUUGGACAGUUAUCUAAGAAGAUUGAUGCUCUCGUGUCUGUCCGUUCUCUAUAAAGCAUUAUAGAUAUUUUCCUAAUAUCGUGCAGCCCUACUUCUGUCUACACAUUCAGCGUACAGACACAAGAGUAUUCAUCUUCUCGUCUAACUGUCGGCAAGAUUUUCCUAAAAUGUCGAACAAUCUCUUUAAGCUGAACCUUUUGUAGAGUACAGCUCUGGUCUCCAAAAUAUUGUUGAUCUUUCUUUUAUCCCUGCAGAACUUUACAUGAAAGAAGUUGAGAGUAAAAGUCCGAUGUGUCCAAAUGUUGCUCGAACUUUGUGCCUCAGAUUUUACUAAAUUGAUUUUUUUUUUCUGUUUAUUACAAUAUUUUA